Prosopis cineraria is the source of this 1908-nucleotide messenger RNA. Its product is annotated as E3 ubiquitin-protein ligase PUB24-like. The record is from RefSeq and is a predicted model, not a curated record. The transcript has a single exon. Bases 380 to 1603 code for a protein of 407 amino acids. Gene Ontology annotation, molecular function: ubiquitin protein ligase activity. Gene Ontology annotation, biological process: protein ubiquitination. NCBI's taxonomy places the organism in Eukaryota, Viridiplantae, Streptophyta, Magnoliopsida, Fabales, Fabaceae.
CACAUAUCAAUAUUCAAAAGCUAGCUAUAUUCUUUUUAGCCAUAAUUCAAAAGCAACGUUAACGUAUUUGAAAAGGUUACUGCUCGCCGGUUUGACCAAUAUCUCUGACUGGUAAACUCAUUGAAUCAGCGAGGGACCCAACCGGGGGAAAAACAAAGACUGAAAAAGAAAACCCAACAAUUUUUAACUUCGUCUAGAAAUGUCUUCGGCCCUGGUUCACCCUGUAUAUGUAUAACGUCCUAGUAUAUAUAAUAUAGCCACCAUAUUUUACCCACUAAAGCAAGUAAUCAUUUAAUUUCCCUCUUUGCUUCAUCCUCUUCCUCUCUUCUCCUUCUCCUUCUCCUUCUCCUUCUUCUUUUUCCUCCCAUAUUCACCAUCAAUGGCCGAUAUUGACGUUCCUCAAUAUUUCUUGUGUCCUAUUUCUCUGGAGAUCAUGAAAGAUCCUGUGACGACCGUAACAGGUAUAACCUACGACAGAGAGAGCAUCGAGCAGUGGUUGCUCAUGGCGAAGGAGAGGAAUUGCCCGGUCACCAAGCAGCCGUUGCCCACCGACUCGCCCUUGACCCCCAACCAUACCUUACUCAGGCUAAUCCAGGCUUGGUCCUCACAAAAGGCUCGCAACGGCGCAGUUCGGAUUCCAGCCCCGAAACCCCUCCUCUCCUCCAUCCACGUUCACAAACUUAUCUCUCAUCUUCAGAUUCCUCAUCUGUGUCAAACGACACUGAGAAAAAUGGAUGCUUUGGCAGGCAGCGAAAGCAACAGAAGGUGCAUGGUGGAAUCUGGAGCACUCGAAGCUUUGGUCUCCAUAAUUACCCAGAAAUUCAAGGAAGGUAUAACAAGUUGCCUUGAACAAGCUUUGAGAGUUCUUCGUUUACUCUGGGCUGCAUCGUCCAUCGCUCACGUGAAGCCUCUGGUUUGUGAAAACUUGGACUUUAUCACCUCUUUGGCCUGGGCAUUGCAAAUUGGCGUGAGAAACAACGUUAAUAUAGUAAACGAAACAAUGCCUAUUUUGAAAUCGACCGCAGGAGCCGCAGAUUCAACCCUUCUGGGAAACUUAAAUGUUGAAUUUUUCAGAGAAAUAACGAAGGUACUAAAAAACAGAAGAGUCUCGGAGCAGGCUAUCAAAUCAGCCUUGCAGGUGCUCAUAGAAACGUGCCCCUUAGGAAGAAACCGAAUGAAAAUCGUAGAAUCAGGAGCGGUCUUUGUAUUAAUUGAUCUUGAGCUAGAAAAACCGACAAAGAACAUAACGGAGCUCGUGUUCAACCUUCUGGCAAAUCUAUGUUCGUGUGCUGAUGGUAGAGAACAGUUUCUGCGGCACGCAGCGGGAAUCGCUGUGAUGUCUAAGAGGAUUCUGAGGGUUUCGAAUGCAACUGACGAUAGAGCUGUUCAAAUAUUUUCGUUGAUAGCUAAGUACUCGUCAUCGAAUGAUGUCGUUUUGGAGAUGUUGAGGGUGGGAGCUGUGUCCAAGCUUUGCAUGGUGAUGCAAGCUGACUGUGCUUCGUAUUUGAAGGAGAAAGCAAGAAGCAUCCUUAGGUUACACUCCAAAACUUGGAACAAUUCUCCCUGCAUUCAAGUAUAUUUGCUGACCAGGCACCAAAGGUGAUCCUUGCCUCUCAAAUAUAUAUCUCCGUUUUAUUUUGUUUUUGUGAAAAUACCCAAUUUCAUCCCUAAAAUAUAUGCUUAGUUUUAUAGGAAGGACUAGAUAGCUUGUCUGCUCUUGCUCUCUAGUUUCUCUUGGUUUACUUUAUUUUUCCACCUUGCUGGUCGACACUGUACAUCAAGAACGGAACCUUUCUUGGCGUCCGUAAUAUGUUGUAUAAAUCAGCCCCUUACCUAUAGUUGACUUUGCUGUAAACAUAGGCACUUGCGUACUGUCUAAGAGGCAAAUGCGCAGCCGACAACUAUGAC